UACGCGUCGGACGCGGGUGUUGCCAUUGUCUCUGGUCAGAUUGCCGCGCGGAAUUGGCCUCACGACCCGUGCGCGGUACCUUCGAGAGCAAUAAAAACGGACAGAGCGCGUGGUGUCGCGCGGGCUGCCUACGAGUAGGCGCGCUCUCUCUUUUGUUUACCGCAAGAGUUUUGCGUGAAUCGCUAGCGCACCAUAGAAGAAGACCUGGCCGGAACCCGGUCCCGCGAUGCUGCCGCCUGCUACGAUGAUGAAUGGCGCUGGUGUGUGUUGGCCGUCCCAGCAGUGAUUGUGGAACGUGUUGGCCACCACCACCACGUGCGCUGCCCGGAAGAGAAGAUGCACGCCACGCCAGACCGAGUUAUCUGUUGAUUAUUUAUUAACUGACGACCGUUCCGAGGGAUUCCUGGGGGGGGUGGGCGUACUUCCGGGGUCGAGGGUAGAUUACAGUGACCCAGCGAUAGCUGGGCCAAGUGCGCUUGUCUACUGUGAGCGGGGGUAAAAGUGUGUGUGUGUGUUUUUGCGUGUAGAUUGAAGAUACUAUCCAGAGGAUCUGAACCUGUACCAGUGCGGCCCGUUUGCGAGUGUCCAUUUGGUAGCCCUCCCUCAACCGAGGGCAUCGGAUACUGCAUCGAGGUGGGAUCGCUCAUCCACAGGAAGCGAGACUCAACGGACUGACCAGAACUGGACUGCAAAAGCGAAAGUAACUUCAUCAUAAAGCCGUCGUAGUAAAUUCUACAGUAAGAGUACGAAACUUCAAAGACGAAUCACCCCCCUUGGCUGGACGGAAGCGGGAGCAAUGAACGUCGUCUGGCGGAUAUUGUUUUACAUUGGAGUCCUGUGGCGAUUCUACGGCUGUCGGCACUUUAUCGUCGAGGCGGCCUGCCCCAAAGGGUGUCUGUGUCUGUCGCCGGCCCAGGUGAUGUGCAACAGUGGUGAACUGCGAGAAAUUCCCCUCAAAAACAUGCCCCUCACAGUAGAAACUCUAGCCCUGCAGAAGAACAUCUUCCCGGUGAUCAAGAGUGACGCCUUCCUGGGGCUGAAAGCUCUCCGAAAGCUGUCCCUCGAUCGGAACAACAUCACCACCAUUAAACCGUUUGCGUUCCGUGGACUUCCCCGGCUACGGGACCUCUCGAUCCAGCACACCCCGCUGGCCGUCGUGGCGUCGUUUGCCUUCGCCGGCCUCCAGAACGUGUCGCAGAUUUCGCUGUGCCACAACAAAAUUCUUCGCAUCGAGGCGUACGCGUUCGCCGGUUCCGCCGGCAUCCGGUUGCUCAACCUGGCGGACAAUCCGACCGUGCUGGUCGAGACUAAUGCGUUCUCCAGUCUCAGCUCCGUGGAUCGGCUGAUACUGCCCUCGGGGAUCCGGAACAUCUCGCAGGACGCGUUCUUUGCGCUUGAUAUGGUCGGCUACCUGAAGCUCUCCUUCAUGGACCUGUCCGAGGUAAGCGCGUUCACCUUCCGGGGGCUCACGAACGUGAAGCUGCUCUCGCUGCAGGAGUCCGACCUGGGCGUCAUCAGUGCCAACGCGUUCGACGGUCUGGACCACGUCGACACGCUCAACAUCCUGAACAACAAAAUCGACGCCAUCCACGAGCUGAACAUCACCGCCGUGAACCACGUCCGGACGCUGCGGCUGCAGGGGAACCACCUGCUGGAGACGCCGGAACCGGGCAGCAUCACGCUGGAGGGGCUGGGCGUGCUGCACGUCGUAGGGAACUAUUUUCCCUGCGGGUGCCACAUUCACACCCUGCUCGAUAGUCCGCUGGCGAACGGGAGUUACGCCUCCGGGGAGGACUUUCUGUCCAAGAACUACUGCAUUUCACCGCUAGAGGUCAACGGACUGCAGAUGGCCCAGCUGGACAUCUUCGCCAUCGGCCGGUGCCACGAGCAGGUAACCCGGGAAAACCUGGAAGCAUCUGGUGCGGCCAGCCUCGCCGUGUCCUUGGAUCACUUCCGGUGGUGCCGGGGGUCCAGCUCGUGGUGGUGUGACCACAGCCGGAUAAAUUAUUCAGCCACAGUCGCACUGCUGCACCCGUACGGACUAGUACUGUUAGCUUAUUUUAAAUAUUUCAGGCUCAAAAUCAGUUGAACUUAAUGGGUUUGCCUGUAGCACGUGAUUGUAGUGUGAACCUUCCCCUCCAGCAAACAGCAACAGCAGCUUAGAGAAUUAUGUAUGUGUGAAUGUGUUUGUUGGAAGCGUUUGUGUGAAUGUGUGCCCUGCGGGGCCUGGACAAAAUGGGUAGUUUGUUUUCAAUAAUGUACAAACAAGUUCUGUUUAAAAUAUUUAAUAGAGGCGAAUAGAAGUGUGAGCGCGAGUAAUUAUAGCGAUGAUGACGAUGCAGCAGCAAAAACAGCAGUAGCAGUAGAAGUGUAAAACUGUUAUGCGGAAGCUUUACGUGGAAAACUUUGCUAAAUGGAUUAUUUUACACAAAGGUGGAGCUUAAUGAACGCUUUUGUUGGUGAUUCUAUUAGCGUGCACUGAAAUGAAGCUUCUUCACGACUAAAUUAAACGCUACAAUUGGUGUUUUUUGUAGAUGCCGAAUUCAUCACAAUUAUGCUUUUGCUGAGUGGGCAUAAUUAUAACGGGGAAAUUGAUUCCAGGGACACUGAAUCUGUUAAAAUUGAUGGGAAAAUUGCACCUCAAUAUCAAAAUCAAUACGACUUAGUUAUUUUGUUAAACUGAAAUAUCAAACAAUAUAUAAAAUUUACCGAAUAAUUUUGAAUUGAUUGACCGUAUCCAACUUUCAAACAAUUCCUAUAUGCCUAAGAAGAAUAACUUAUGUUAAUACUUUUUCUAAUCUCAUCAUGUGUCAACGCCAACCUACAUAUAUCCACAACAAAAGUUUAUCAUCAAUACCAAACUAAUAUAAUAAAUUCAUGACUUCCCACCUAGCAAAACAUCAAAACCACCAAAAGUCCAGCCCUAUCACGCUGCCCAGCGUUCUCUAAUUAAUUCAUUGCAAACCUCAAAAGCCACACUUUUCUCGCCUUCCAUUUUUCCACAGUUUCCCGAGGCCAAAGCCACGGCUGCAAACCUCCCCCUCUACAGCUCCAUGGCUUAAGUUGACUUACUGGCCAGCCAGCCAGCCAAUCCCGUGCUGUAGCAUAGUGUAAAUAUUAAACUAUGCAACAGAUUGGGACCACCAUCAUUGUUUGUUCCCCGCCCUUCUUCCCUUAACCUUCCGCGGUCUUUGGGACCAGGAAAAUUUCAGCUUUUUUUCCCCACCCCGGAUGCUGCUGAUACCGGCGUUCUAUUGCAGGGCAGCACCACUACACCACAUAAUAAAAUAGCCAAAAACCGCCCUGAAUCCGCAUCCAUUUUAAUUAAAAACUAAAUUUAAACUAUGCAUUAACAAUGCAAAGUGAGCCAACCAGCAAUGUGCUGCCAGCGUGCAGUAUGGAAACGGCUGGCCGACCGAACGUGUUAUUGGAACUGGUUGCGGGAAACGUUUCGAUCCGCUCUUUAAGUUGAGUUGAUGUAAUUUGUAGCUCUUUUCAACCCCUUAACCUUCUUUUGAUUUUUAUUUGCCUUUUGUUAAUUUUCAUCGCUCAUAUACCAUUUUUGUAUCUUUCCUCUUUCAUUUCAUAUUUCUCAAUUCUCAUUUAUUAUUUAUCAUUUCUCACUUCGCUUUUCUCUUUUCAGAAUCGUUCAAUAAUUUCCGUAAUAUAUCAUUCAAUUUGUUGUAACUGAUUUAUUUUCAUUUUACACUUUGAGCUGUGCUGAUCAGAGUUAUGAGUCAUUGAAGUAUCGAUAAAAUCCACAGAAACUUAAAUUCAUACACAGUACAUUCCGGCCUUUUUCUGUGCUCUUAAAUUCCGGCGUGCCAGUGGCACGAAUUCCAUUUUCGCUAACAUACACUCACGCACCAACAUUCCUGACCGACUUCAAAAGGACAUGGUCACACCACCCACACCAGCCCGUAAUCCUAAAACCAACAGUUCAAUAGGAACUUGGAAAAAAUGUAAUAAACAGUGUAUUCGUGUCACCAUUUUUUGUGCCUGGUACAGUUUGGCCGCAUCAAUAAAUUCAAUCAUGUGACGAUAUAAUAUUUUUGCAAUCUUUUCAAAUUACUACAUUCAGUUUCACAGACAAGCUACAGUUUCUCUUCAGUUUCUGCAAAAAAAAGGCAACACAAGCGAAUUCUAUUAACAUCACUAACUUUGUAAGCAGAUCGUCACUAUGGUGAAAUCUUGUCACAGAGCUCAUUUGAGCAACUCUCUACGAAAUCGGCCGAUUUCGACCAUUUUUAUUUUUUGUAUUUUUUUAUUUGACUCAAACUUUGUGGGGGCCUUCCCUAUGACCAAAUAAGCUAUUUUGUGUCA
Molecule: messenger RNA, 4323 nt
Organism: Culex quinquefasciatus (southern house mosquito)
Lineage: Eukaryota; Metazoa; Arthropoda; Insecta; Diptera; Culicidae
Product: chondroadherin
Exons: 4
Coding region: 797-2089 (430 amino acids)
Cellular component (GO): voltage-gated potassium channel complex
Molecular function (GO): potassium channel activator activity; voltage-gated potassium channel activity; transmembrane transporter binding
Source: RefSeq, a predicted model, not a curated record